Closterium sp. NIES-65 is the source of this 1956-nucleotide messenger RNA. Lineage: Eukaryota; Viridiplantae; Streptophyta; Zygnematophyceae; Desmidiales; Closteriaceae. The record is from the annotation of a GenBank genome assembly.
AUGACUGUGCAUGUGGUGGCAUGUGUGCAGCACACAAGCAAGGCCGGUGAAGAGACAGAAGCAGCCAAACAAUCGUCAUGGAGGCGCGGAAGAGAAGGAAAGGAAGGAAGGAGGAGGCGAAGCAGAGGAGGAGCAGUGCUGGGGCAACUUUGGCCGAGGAGCAGUGUGGGCGCUGCUAGAGGCAGGGCACAAAGUGGAACAGGUGGGUGGGCGGGCUUUGAGACGUCUCAAAAGCCGAGGGGCAGUGUGGGCGCUGCUAGAGGCAGGGCACAGACUGGAACAGGUGGGUGUGAUGGGGUUGGCAGGAUGGAUAAUGGAUGGCGUAUGGGGGGAAGGGGGAUGGUGGUGGAGGGAGCUAUGCUCCCUCCUCCGCCAUGCCUGCACCUUGCCAUCUCAUGGCAUGGAGUGGUUCGGGUGCUGUGCGGGCAGCAGGACACGGUGAGUGUGCUGCGCUAUAUAGCAUUGACAGCCCAGCUUCCUCUGUGCCUCCUCCAACGCUUGACAUAUGCUGCUCUCUCCUCCUCUCCUUUGCUGCCUCCACCUUGCCAAUCCAUGGCAGGGAGUGGUGGGAGUGAUGUGCGGGCAGCCAGGAAUGGACAGCAGACAGGUGUCGCAUUCCUAUUGGCCCUCGCCGAUGCCAACAACCUUUCGCUCUCUCCAGCGGAGCUCAUUGAGCUGGACAGGCUUAUAGAGAACGGUUUCCUUGGUUUGAGGAACGGAGUGUUGGACCAAUCAGCAAUCGUCCUUUCAAAAUCCGGCCACCUCACUCGCAUCUGGUGCCAGGAUCGUCGACACGACUUCAUUCCACUCCCUGCGGGGACACCAUCUGACCCCAAUGAACAAGGCAUGCAGGCGGCUAUCGUUCAAUCGUCGGGCUGCAACAAUCCGAGUCGCCUUCAUCUUGGCUGUCUCAGGCAUGCAGGCGGCUAUCGUUCAAUCGUCGGGCUGCAACAAUCCGAGGUGAUCAAUUACCUCUUUCAUCUGACUUCAUCCUGGGUUUUACUCCACUCAUCACCUUCUCUCUUUCUCUCCAUCCCUCCCCUGUGCCUCCCAGACCCCCUUCCCACAGUCGCCUUCAUGCUGGCCUUCUCAGGCAUGCAGGCGGCCCUCACUUCCUCCUCGGGCUACAACAAGUGGAUGUGUUUUUUAGGCUUGCCACAGAAACGCCUUCCCUUCCCCCCUUCCAUGCACCUCCCAGACCCCCUUCCCCCAGUCGCCUUCAUCUUGGCCUUCUCAGGCAUGCAGGCGGCCCUCACUUCCUCCUCGGGCUACUACUACCAGAGGUGCCUUUUCAGUCUGCUAAAAAAUCGCCUUCCCUUUCCCCCUACCGUGUACCUCCCAGCUCCCCUCCCCACAGUCGCCUUCAUCUUGGCCUUCUCAGGCAUGCAGGCGGCCCUCGCUUCCUCCUCGGGCUACAACAACCGUGUGCAGGAGUGCCAGGAAGCUGCCAGGAUGCUUCUCGUUGCAGCAGGACUGGAUGUGCCCUCCGCUCCUGUUCUUUCGCAAGGUCUGAGAGUCGUGAGGAAAGGGGGGGGGGGGGGCUUUCUUUUCGAGGCGCCUUUUUACGAGGCGCCUCAAAAGCAGGACUGGAUGUGCCCACUUCUCCUGUUUUAUCGCAAGGACCACCUACCUGAGGCGCUGCGCCGCCGCACAACACACUUCUUCUCAGAGAGCGCGCGAGUGCUGCAGGGCGCUGAGGCUCUGCAGCAAGGCGACUGGCAGCUGUUUGGGCGCCUGAUGUCGGAGUCGGGGCAGAGCUCCAUCGACCUCUAUGAGUUCAGUGGUGCAGGCUUUAGGGGGUGCUGUGUGGCGCUCGUGGAGCGAGAGAAGGUUGCUGAUGUGGCGCGCCACGUGGCGGAAGAGUAUUCGCGGAGACAGCCUGAGCUGGCUGCAGCGUGUCAGAAAGAUAGCAUGGUGGUGGUGUGUGAUAUAAGCGACGGUGCUAGGAUUGUUUGA